Pangasianodon hypophthalmus (striped catfish) is the source of this 4211-nucleotide messenger RNA. Its product is annotated as 6-phosphofructo-2-kinase/fructose-2,6-bisphosphatase. The transcript has 16 exons. The record is from RefSeq and is a predicted model, not a curated record. Lineage: Eukaryota; Metazoa; Chordata; Actinopteri; Siluriformes; Pangasiidae. Gene Ontology annotation, cellular component: 6-phosphofructo-2-kinase/fructose-2,6-biphosphatase complex; cytosol. Gene Ontology annotation, molecular function: ATP binding; 6-phosphofructo-2-kinase activity; fructose-2,6-bisphosphate 2-phosphatase activity. Gene Ontology annotation, biological process: fructose 2,6-bisphosphate metabolic process; fructose metabolic process. Bases 293 to 1831 code for a protein of 512 amino acids.
ACACAUACACACACACACACACACACAGAUCUGUGAGCAGCCGGUCACUUGACGUCCACGUUGCUCUGCUGCACUGAAGCACAUGGAGGUGAGAAAGCCAGCGUCCAGAAAACGUGUCCGCUGUGAGAGCACAGGGUAACCCAGAUGAAUCGGCUGACAGAGGAAGUCCAAUCCUCAGACUUUAGCCUUAUCGAACAGGCCCCUGCACACACACACACACACACACACACAUGCUAUCCUUUGCUGAUUAGAUACCUGUACUUCUUUGUGACAAAGACAGACACACACUGAAAUGGCUCAGCUGCAAAGACAACUUUCCCAGAAUCCCCUGGAGAAGAUCUGGGUACCAUGGAUGAACAGUAAGCUGAGCCGAAGACGCGGGUCAUCUGUGCCGCAGUUCACAAACUCACCCACUAUGAUCGUGAUGGUCGGUCUGCCUGCCAGAGGAAAAACCUACAUCUCCAAAAAGCUAACACGCUACCUCAACUGGAUCGGCGUUCCCACGAAAGUGUUCAACGUUGGACAGUACCGCAGAGAAGCUGUUCAAUCCUACAAGAGCUAUGAGUUUUUCCGUCCCGACAACGAAGAGGCCAUGAAGAUUCGCAAAGCUUGUGCACUUGCUGCAUUAAAAGACGUAGCUGCCUACUUCAGUGAGGAGCAUGGCCAAGUGGCGGUGUUUGAUGCCACAAACACAACGCGUGAGAGGAGGGAGGUCAUUCUGUCGUUCGCCAGAGAGAACGGCUACAAGGUGUUUUUCGUGGAGUCUGUGUGUGACGAUCCUGAGAUCAUUGCUGAAAAUAUCAAGCAAGUGAAGCUCAGCGGCCCUGACUACAUCGGCUGUGAUAAAGAGGAAGCUGUGGCAGAUUUUCUAAAGAGAAUCGAGUGCUAUAAGAUCACCUACGUCCCUCUGGAUGAUGAAAAAGACAGAAACCUGUCCUAUAUAAAGAUCUUUAACGUAGGCAGCAGGUAUUUGGUGAAUCGUGUUCAGGAUCACAUCCAGAGCCGGAUCGUUUAUUACCUGAUGAAUAUUCACGUCACACCACGCACCAUCUACCUGUGCAGGCACGGAGAGAGCGAGCUCAACCUGCUCGGCCGCAUCGGCGGGGAUUCGGGUCUCUCACUGCGUGGAAAUAAGUUUGCGGCGGCUCUGGGUAACUACAUCAGGAGUCAGUGUAUCCUGGACUUGAAGAUCUGGACGAGUCACAUGAAGAGGACGAUCCAGACUGCUGAGGGAAUCGGGGUGCCGUACGAACAGUGGAAGGCUCUCAAUGAGAUCGAUGCAGGUGUGUGUGAGGAGAUGACAUAUGAAGAGAUUCAGGAGCACUUUCCUGAAGAGUUUGCACUGAGAGACCAAGACAAAUAUCGCUACCGUUACCCAAAGGGCGAGUCGUAUGAGGAUUUGGUUCACAGACUGGAGCCCGUGAUCAUGGAGCUGGAGCGUCAGGAGAACGUUCUGGUCGUCUGUCACCAGGCCGUCAUGCGUUGUCUGCUCGCUUAUUUCCUGGACAAAAGUGCAGAUGAGCUGCCGUAUUUAAAAUGUCCUCUUCAUACAGUACUGAAGCUCACGCCUGUGGCUUACGGCUGUAAAGUCGAGUCAGUUUUCCUGAACGUCGAGGCAGUGAACACACACCGAGACAGGCCUGCGAGUGAUGAAGCUGAGCGCAGUCACACUCCAGCGUAUCGACACACUCGUGUUCAGCCCAUGGCCAGUCCCAUUCCGACUAAAGCCCCACACCUACCAGAGCUUGACCUCGCCGAGCUUAGUUUACAGAACGUCAGCGUGGAUCGAGAUGAUGAAGACGCUCUCCUGACAGUUCCUGAUCACAUCUAAAGGCCAAGAAGAAAAGACAGAGUCAAGUAUUAUUAAAGCAGUUGGGAUUAAUUACAGUGAUUCAGGUGUAAUCAGUUAAUUAUGGCAGCUUCUGUGGGCUUCAUCACAGUGAAAUGCCUUUUCCUCAGUGUUAAAGAGGACUGCAGUACAAGGUCAGGAAACAGAGGUUGGUCUGAUCUUGAGUAGUAUUUACAGGGUAAGAUACUGGAACUGAUUUUCUAGGAUGUAGUUCCUAGUUGCAGGGAUGGAGAAGUGAUGUUAAAGCCGCGAGCUAACAUUCAUGUUAGAGUUUUAUUUAUAUAGUCACAGAUGAGCCUGAGUGCAGAGUCAAAACCUCAAUAAUAAUAAUAAUAAUAAUAAUAAUAAUAAUAAUAAUACAUUUACAAACCCCAAGCUUGCUCCAUUUGCUAAAGGUAAUUGGUUAAUUCACACUGAUAUUUAAUUCUAAAUUAAUUACACUAAUUAAUAAUUCAUUCCCGAAUACUAGUUAAAGAAAUCGUGCAGGUUUGCUGGUCAUGGGAAUCCGAGGAAAACAGGAUAUUUCUGAACAUUUCCCAUUUCAAAGGUGUUAAGGGUGAUAUUUAUAUAUAUAUUUAUUUACCCCAAAACACAAAGUUCUUUUCUAUCUUCUAUUUUUAUAUACUGGCUCAUAGGGGUGGGUGAUUUGACAAAAAUAUCAUAUCACAAUACUCGAUAUGCUCAGUAUGAUACACAAUAUGCAUCACGAUAGUUUGCUCAGAAACUGCCGGGAAAACAGCAGUGUUGUGUGUAUAAAAAAAAAAAAAAAAAAAGAAAGAAAAACUUGCUUUGAUGAUACUUUUAUUUAAUGUUUACAAAAAUAAAUUAUAAAAAAUUAAUAAAUUAAUUAAAUUAAUUCAAAUAAUUCAAACAAUAUUAAAGCUAUUCUUAUAAUAUAUGACAGAAAACUAUUUAUAAAAAUGAUCAUAAUAAUUAUAAUAAAUUCAAUUUUAAAAUUAAGCACAACAUUUUCACAUCAAAUCUGCUGGUUCCAAAUCAGAAUUGAUCUUCUGAUCAUUUUUUAAAAAAUAGCAAUUAUAUCAAGACAUAUGUGUAUUGUGUCAUAAUUUAUCACCAACUCUGACUACAGCCAUAUAUUGAUAUAUUAUAAAAUAUAAUCUAUUGUAUUAUAUUGUCAUAUUACUCAAUCCUAGUGGCUCAAAAUUACAGAAUUAUUUUUAUUACAUGAAUUUGUCAGUCUAUUAAAUUUGUGACACUCUCUGAAAUGACCAGCAGAGGGAGCUAAAGCACCGUGAUAAAGAAAACUGAGCUGAACUGAAUGGAGUUUAAUAAACUAUGAAUAAAUUGACUAAACUUCAUGGGUGCACUAGGUCUAGGCACACACACACACACACACAAACACACAUGAACACACACACACACACAAACACACACACACACACUACAUGUAUAUGUACUAUAUAUUAGACCUUUGUUAGACGACAUGACUGAUGUCUCAGCAAAUUAAUGCCUUUUCUGAGAAUGUGAAGUGUGUAGAAAAAUAUGUCAGGAAAAUGUGUUUAUUGAAACCAAACACUGAACAUGAACUGAACAUUACUCACCAUUUUAUACCUCCUGUUUGUGUGUGUCAUCGUCUGUAACUCUGUACAAUCCCAGUGCCAUAUACGGUAAAUUACGUUUCUUGGUGAAGUAACGAGCUAAAUCACUCAAAAACAGUUCAAGUCCAAAAUCUCCACGUCCACCAUUAUGCACGUUUUCUGGCGAAAACAACCACACGACACUCGCUACUUCAUCAGUCCACAUGCUACUUCAUCUAUAUGCUGCUAGGUAGAUAUAUGUUCUUUAUUUCCCUUGAGUGAUUUGCACCAUUACUGGUUUACGCUGCUGUUAUUAUUUUAUGUAAUUUAUUGUUUGCACACUGAUCUGUCACAUAGUUUGCACAAAAUAUAGUCAGAUCUUCUGUACUGCUUUCUGUGUUGCACCUAUGGCCCUGGGGUCCCUAUUAGCUAAAACAUAUUUAGCUAAAAACGCUUUGAUUAAACAUUCAUGGCUAAAACAUUUUGAUGAAAUGGCAAAAAAAAAAAAAAAUUACUCAGGCAAAAUGUAUUUCAGUAAAAAUAAACUUAUACUGUAGCUAGAACAAACUGAGGUAAAAUCCAGGUAGAACAUACUUAACUGAAAAUUAACUAGCCAAGACCAUAAAUUAUGAAAACUAAAAUUAUGUAGCUAGAAUCAUACUUUAUUAACACAUAUACGGGGAAAAUAUACUCAGGUAAAAUACACUUCGGUAAAAGUUUACUUAUAGUUAAAAUAUACUAAGGUAAAAAAAAUAGCUGAAAACAUACUAGCUAAAAACCUGCUUAGCUUAAACAAUAAAACAUACGUAGCAAAGUAGCUAAAA